GAAAACAAAUAGAAGGAAAUAAUGUGCAAUGAAUCACAGAUGGGUGUCUCUGCAAUUUGAAUAGUUCUGGUUGUUUUUUUGUAAUUUAGAAUGAUUGAAUAUGUCUAGUGAUGUUACUUUGAAAUAAUAAGCUUAUAAAGUGCUUAUUUUUCACAACUCACAUUUCAUACCUAUGAUGGAACGAGCGAUGGAGCAGUUAAAUGUACAGCUGAAUAGGUUGACACGAUCACUGAGACGAGCCAGGACUGUGGAACUCCCUGAAGACAAUGAAACAGCAGUGUACACUUUAAUGCCAAUGGUAAUGGCAGACCAGCAUAGGUCUGUUGCAGAACUACUUUUAAACUCCAAGUUUGAUGUCAAUUAUGCUUUUGGACGUGUAAAGAGAAGCUUGCUACAUAUUGCAGCAAAUUGUGGCUCCGUGGAAUGCCUUAUUUUACUCUUGAAGAAAGGAGCCAAUCCCAACUACCAAGACAUUUCAGGCUGUACACCACUUCAUUUGGCAGCUAGAAAUGGGCAAAAGAAGUGCAUGGGAAAGUUAUUGGAAUAUAAUGCAGAUGUUAACAUUUGCAAUAAUGAAGGAUUAACUGCAAUCCAUUGGUUGGCUGUCAAUGGACGAACUGAACUUCUUCAUGAUCUGGUGCAGCAUGUUUCUAAUGUAGAUGUGGAGGAUGCAAUGGGACAAACUGCGCUGCACGUGGCCUGUCAAAAUGGGCAUAAAACAACAGUGCUUUGUCUAUUGGACAGUGGUGCAGAUAUCAACAGACCCAAUGUUUCAGGAGCCACCCCUCUGUACUUUGCAUGCAGCCAUGGCCAGAGAGACACGGCUCAGAUUCUGCUGUCAAGGGGAGCCAAGUACCUGCCAGAUAAAAAUGGGAUCACUCCACUGGACCUCUGUGUGCAGGGUGGUUAUGGGGAAACCUGUGAAAUCUUAAUACAGCAUCAUGGAAGAUUAUUCCAGACCCUCAUCCAGAUGACACAAAAUGAUGAUAUAAAGGAGAACAUGCUUCGUCAAGUCCUAGAGCAUGUUUCUCAACAGAGUGAAAGCCAUUAUCAGAAGAUUCUCACAGGCCUCGCUGAAGUUGCCACAACAAAUGGACAUAAACUUUUAAGCUUAUCAAGUAAUUAUGAAGCUCAGAUGAAGAGUCUGUUGAGAAUUGUGCGGAUAUUCUGCCACGUCUUCCGUCUUGGCCCUUCCUCGCCUAGUAAUGGAAAUGACAUGGGUUACAAUGGCAAUAAAACACCACGAAGUCAAGUGUUCAAGGUCAGAAAAGUAUAUGACGUUAGGAAGAAUGACGUUAUUGGAGUUAAAGAGACGGGUUUCAAAGAGCAUGCAAACAUAUAUCAGACUUCUCCUGAACAGGAACCUUUGGAGUUACUCUGGCACUCCCUUGAUGAGUGGCUGGUUUUAAUUGCUACAGAGCUGGAGAAAAACAAAAGGGAUCCAGCUUCAGGUGCCAACAACAUCACUUCCAUUUUACUAAAGCAAAGAGAAGUUGAUUCUUCUGCUGCGUCAGUGGUGGGUGACAAUACCGCACGUCCUCAAGCCAUCACACCUGCAAGCCAGGCCCAGCUGGAUGCAGAGGUGAUCAUUGAGGCUCCGGAGGCCUAUGCUGACGGCGAGGAUGUCAUAUCCAUGACAGCCAAUCGACUUAGUGCUGUCAUCCAAGCCUUCUACUUGUGCUGCUCUUGUCAGAUGCCUCAGGGAAUGACAUCGCCCCGGUUCAUAGAGUUUGUCUGCAAGCAUGAUGAAGUGCUGAAAUGCUUUGUUACCAGAAACCCCAAAAUAAUUUUCAACCAUUUUCACUUCCUCCUCGAGUGCCCUGAAUUGAUGUCGAGGUUCAUGCAUAUCAUAAAAGCCCAGCCAUUCAAAGACAGAUGCGAGUGGUUCUAUGAGCAUCUCCACGCCGGUCAGCCUGACUCUGAUAUGGUGCACAGACCCGUCAAUGAGAAUGACAUUCUCCUUGUUCACAGAGAAUCUAUUUUCCGGAGCAGCUGUGAAGUUGUGUCUAAAUCAAGUAAUGAGAAGUUGAAGCAAGGGAUUGCAGUGCGUUUCCAUGGAGAAGAAGGGAUGGGCCAGGGUGUUGUACGUGAAUGGUUUGAUAUCCUGUCCAAUGAGAUCAUUAACCCAGAUUAUGCCUUGUUUACACAGUCUGCUGAUGGAACUACAUUUCAGCCAAACAGUAAUUCAUCUGUCAAUCCUGACCACCUAAACUACUUCCGCUUUGCUGGACAGAUUCUGGGAUUAGCUUUGUACCACCGACAGCUGGUCAAUAUUUAUUUCACCCGAUCAUUCUACAAACAUAUCCUUGGAAUUCCUGUGAACUACCAGGAUGUGGCCUCCAUUGACCCUGAAUAUGCUAAAAACCUGCAGUGGAUUCUGGAUAAUGACAUCAGUGAUUUGGGCCUGGAGCUAACAUUUUCAGUGGAAACCGAUGUGUUUGGUGCCAUGGAAGAAGUACCAUUGAAGCCAGGUGGUGUCAGUAUCCUGGUUACCCAGGACAAUAAGGCCGAGUAUGUCCAGCUUGUGACUGAACUGCGUAUGACCCGAGCCAUUCAGCCGCAGAUUAAUGCGUUUCUACAAGGCUUUCAUACAUUCAUCCCCCCUUCUCUGAUACAGCUGUUCGAUGAAUAUGAAUUGGAAUUGCUGCUUUCAGGAAUGCCAGAGAUUGACGUAAAUGACUGGAAGAAGAACACAGAGUACACAAGUGGAUAUGAUUUGGAAGAGCCAGUUAUUAAGUGGUUUUGGGAGGUUGUUGAGAGCCUCACCCAGGAGGAGCGAGUGCUGCUGUUGCAGUUUGUCACAGGCAGUUCAAGGGUACCUCAUGGAGGCUUUGCAUAUCUCAUGGGAGGCAGUGGAUUGCAAAAGUUUACAAUAGCUGCAGUGCCAUACACUUCAAACCUUCUCCCAACAUCCAGCACAUGCAUCAACAUGCUGAAGCUACCAGAAUACCCAAAACAAGAGAUCCUCAGAGACAGGCUUCUAGUGGCACUGCAUUGUGGGAGUUAUGGUUACACCAUGGCUUAAGUAAUUUACCUACAUUUGCCAUACAGUACUUUCAGCCAUACUAUAUUUUUCAUUGAUAUGUUGAUAUAUGAGGACAGGGAUAACAUUUUAUAUAUAGAUGGCACUGAUUUUCCUUUACUCUCAGAACAAGAUUAAUCUAACAAUAAGGUUUGACUGUUGAACUAAAAAAGUUAUUUUCUUAAAUUGUCUAAGAACUAUUGGUAUUUCAGAAUUAGAUGGUUUUACACUAAUGCAUGAACAGUGGAAGUUCCAGUACAGUUGUUCAUCCUGUUUUGUUUUAGUGGAGCGAUCCUUUAGUGGUGUGGCCAACACUGUAUUGAACUAAUGUAGUAUUUAACUGUAAGUACAUUUGACAUUGUAGAUUUUGAGCCCUGUCAUUUAUGUUAUUACUGUAUUUGUGUUAGUUCUGUUCAUUCUUUUUUUUAAUAAUGAACAUAUCAAAAAAUAAAAAAGAAGGGCAAUGGCAUAUAUGACAAUGAUAUUUUGGUAGACUGCCAAAAAUAAACAAUAUAUUGUAAUAACCCCAUUUUUAUUUUUGAGAAUAUUUUAUUUUUUUCUGAAAAAGAAAUUAUUGUGGUACAGUCUGCAAAAAACAGUUGCCAGAGAGAGAGAGAGAAACACAUACAUUGAAGACAAUUAAGUCUGCGUAAAACAUUUAUGUUUUAAUAUUAUGUACAUAUCAAUAUUUGCUGAAAUUUAGAAUCUACCUUUAUUGUUCUAAAUGUAUAUUUGUUUUGCAUUUGUACAUUGCUGGUAAUGUUUCUUGUAUAACUUUAUAGAUCUUUCUGUAUAUGAGAUUAAAAUACA
Messenger RNA from Lepisosteus oculatus (spotted gar), 3832 nucleotides. RefSeq names its product HECT domain and ankyrin repeat containing E3 ubiquitin protein ligase 1 (gene hace1). The record is from RefSeq and is a predicted model, not a curated record. Lineage: Eukaryota; Metazoa; Chordata; Actinopteri; Semionotiformes; Lepisosteidae. Gene Ontology annotation, biological process: Golgi organization; membrane fusion; protein polyubiquitination. Gene Ontology annotation, molecular function: protein binding; ubiquitin protein ligase activity. Gene Ontology annotation, cellular component: nucleus; Golgi membrane; cytoplasm.